AUGUCGGACUCCCCCCAAUCCAAUCCAAAGGACGUCGAGGGUGUACAAUCACCCGACGAGGAAGCACCAAUGAACGAUUCUCAGGAUCCACAGGGAGGCGCGCUCUCCUAUGAGCAGUUCGAGGUCAAGGAGCAAGACCGAUGGCUGCCAAUAGCCAAUGUGGCCCGCAUCAUGAAGAAUGCACUGCCCGACAACGCCAAGAUCGCAAAGGAGGCCAAGGAGUGCAUGCAGGAGUGUGUGAGCGAGUUCAUCUCCUUCAUCACCAGCGAGGCAUCGGAGAAGUGUCAUCAGGAGAAGCGAAAGACAGUCAAUGGCGAGGACAUUCUGUUCGCCAUGACUUCGCUCGGCUUCGAGAACUACGCAGAGGCGCUUAAGAUAUAUCUCGCAAAAUACCGCGAGUCCCAGUCCACCCGCGGCGACGGCCAGCAAAACCGCCCGAGCAGCCAAGGCUACGGUGCUCCUCCUGGGUCCGCGUCUGGGACGAACCCAGGUUCAUCGGGCUUCCCCGGCGGCGAGCUUGUUCAGCAGCAAGGAGACGGCACCGGCGACGCCGCAAGCUACCUGUACAGCGCCCAGGGCGGGCACAACGGCGCCGCCCCGAGCGAGUACUGA
Messenger RNA from Gaeumannomyces tritici R3-111a-1, 612 nucleotides. Its product is annotated as nuclear transcription factor Y subunit B-3. The coding region runs from base 1 to 612 and encodes 203 amino acids. The transcript is spliced from 4 exons. Gene Ontology annotation, cellular component: nucleus; CCAAT-binding factor complex. Gene Ontology annotation, molecular function: RNA polymerase II cis-regulatory region sequence-specific DNA binding; DNA-binding transcription activator activity, RNA polymerase II-specific; protein heterodimerization activity. Gene Ontology annotation, biological process: regulation of transcription by RNA polymerase II. The record is from RefSeq and is a predicted model, not a curated record. NCBI's taxonomy places the organism in Eukaryota, Fungi, Ascomycota, Sordariomycetes, Magnaporthales, Magnaporthaceae.